Menidia menidia (Atlantic silverside) is the source of this 3102-nucleotide messenger RNA. Lineage: Eukaryota; Metazoa; Chordata; Actinopteri; Atheriniformes; Atherinopsidae. The record is from the annotation of a GenBank genome assembly.
AUGGGAACCGCUUCCUUCGCGGUUUUAGGCGUUUUACUCGUAGUUUUUCAGCCCUUGGCUUUAGAUGCUGUGGAGGAGCCAGUAUGUGUACCUGGUUUCGGAGCUGAUUUGUUGAUAUUCAGAGUGACCUCAAAUCAUCUGCGGCAAGGCAGAAGAUUGGGAAAAGUUGACUUCACAGACUGCACUGGCCGGAAAAGAUUUCUUUUCAACACUGAUGACAGCCGUUUUGUUGUGCACACAGAUGGGACGCUCACUGUUAAGAGACAGGUGGUUCUCCAUGAGGGAAAGCGGGAAUUCUUCCUUCACUCCUGGGACUCACAGGGUCACAAAAUGACUGUUCCUGUCAUGGUGGUGCACCAUGGGCAUCACCAUGGAAACCACCAUCGAGGUGCUGAGCGUCACCAUGAGCAUCACCGUGAGCAUCACAGCCCCCAGCACCACCUUAGUGGAAUGGAGUCCAUAAACGCCACAGAGGCAACCCUGGUGUACUUUGUCCAGAUCCGCUCUGAUGAGGACAAAUCCAGGAAAAUCUACUACAGCAUCACCGGUCCAGGAGCUGAUGAGCCCCCUGUGAACCUCUUCACCAUGGACAAAUUUAAUGGUGUUCUGUAUGUCACGGAGCCACUUGACAGAGAGAAGCAGGACAAGUACAUGUUCAAGGCACACGCUGUGGCAGAAGGUUCAGGAUCGAUUGAAGAGCCCAUGGAUGUGAUCGUCAAAGUCAUUGACCAAAAUGACAACUCGCCCAUUUUUGAAGAAUCCUCCUACCGUGGACAACUGACUGAGUCCUCGCCAUUAGGUCAUGAGGUGAUUCGGGUCGUGGCCACCGAUCUAGAUGAGCCGGGCAACUACAACUCUUUGAUCCGCUACAGUAUUUUGAGCCAAGAGCCAAAGGAACCUAACCAACAUAUGUUUGUCAUUAAUGCGGUCACUGGAAUGAUCAGACUCAGCGCUCAGGGACUGGAUAGAGAGAAAAUCUCUCAGUACACACUGGAGGUACAAGCAGCUGACUCUGAAGGAAAAGGGCUGAGUGGAAAAGCAAAAGUAAUCAUCGAGGUGACAGACAGCAAUGACAACGCUCCAGCCUUUUCUCAGCCCUCUUACACCGGCACUGUUGAGGAAAACAAAGCAGAUGCUGUAGCAGCAAGAUUGCUGGUGACAGAUAAAGAUGACGCACACACUCCUGCCUGGAACGCAAAGUUCAAAAUUGUUGGUGGAGAUCCAAAAAACCUGUUUACAGUAGAAACAGGAACUAACAAACAAGAAGGAAUCUUAAAGACUGCUCAGGGUCUUGAUUUUGAGACGAGCAGCAUACACAUCCUACUGGUUGCAGUGGAAAAUGACGUCCCUUUUGCUAUUCCACUGCCCACGGCCACGGCCACAGUUACAGUGACUGUGAAGGACGUCAACGAACCUCCAGUCUUUGAUCCACCGACAAAGAAUUUGGCAAAAAAGGAGGACUACAAGGGCCCUGAUCUGGUGGUCUACACAGCUUCUGACCCAGACACUGCUCGCAAACAGAAAGUCAUGUAUAAAAUCAUAAGAGACCCUGCAGGAUGGCUGAAUGUGGAUGAAACCAACGGCAAGAUUACACUGAAAUCCCAAAUGGACAGAGAGUCUUCUUUUGUAAAGGACGACAACUACAUGGCACUCAUUGGAGCGUACGAUGACGAUGAGAUCCCCGCCACUGGAACUGGUACUCUCAUCAUUAAGCUGGAGGACGUCAACGACAAUGGACCCACCAUUGACGAACGGGAAGUCACGAUGUGCAGGAAGAAUCCAGUCCCUCAGCUUCUGAGUGUGUCGGACAAAGAUGGACCGGGCAAUGCGGCUCCCUACAGUGUGGUCUUACACCCCCAGUCAGCCACCAACUGGACUGCUCGGAUGAAUGACAACAAAACGGCCGUCAUCCUGGCUUUGGCCAACGAUCUGGAAAGCGGAGUGUACAACGUGGUCCUGAAGGUUCUGGACAACGGGGGCAAUCCUCAGGACAGCACCGUCAAAGCUACGGUGUGCGAGUGCUCGGGAGCAGACGUCAGCUGCAACGACCUGCGCGGCGCGGCGGUUUCUAACCUGCCGGCGAUUCUCGGCGUGCUCGGGGGCGUCCUGCUGCUUCUCAUGCUGCUGCUGCUGCUGCUGCUGUUUGUGAGGAACAGAAGAGGAGAGAAGCAGGAGCCGCUACUGCCAGAGGAGGACAUCAGAGACAACAUCUACUACUAUGAUGAGGAGGGAGGGGGAGAGGAUGACCAGGACUUUGAUCUGGGCGUCCUCCACCGGGGUCUUGACAACCGCCCUGAGGUAUUCAGGAAUGAUGUGGUGCCUAAUUUCAUGCCGGCUCCCCAGUACCGGCCCCGGCCCGCCAACCCGGACGACAUCGGCAAAUUCAUCGAGGACAAUCUGAACGCGGCCGACAGCGACCCCACGGCGCCCCCCUACGACUCCCUGCUGGUGUUCGACUACGAGGGGGGGGGCUCCGACGCGGGGAGCCUCUCCUCUCUGAACUCCUCCAGCAGCGGAGACCAGAACUACGACUGCCUGCAGGAGUGGGGCCCCCGCUUCAAGAAGCUGGCCGACAUGUACGGCGGCGGAGAAGACGACGACAUGCUGUAGCGUCCUGGUGAGCGAGCUGCAGAGGCUAGAGAUGAGCUGGGUCUUAGGGGCCCCCAGGUGUUUAAUGCUGUCCGCUUUCUACUUAUUCCAAGAGCUGAAGUGCACACUUGACAAUGGCGUCCAUGUUUUGGGGAAACCAGACGCACAGAGCUGCAGUUUCCCCAGUUAGGUUUUGGCUUCAGUUGGUAAAAGGAUGGUACCUUUGUUGAUGUUUGUUUUUUUUCGUUUUUCCUUGUUCUUUGUACAACCGUUUUAUAUUGGUGAUUGUUUGAAUGAAAUCAUGGCCGCCGAUGCCCCCUGACCCUGAGAUGGAGAGCACAAUGAGUUAUCAAUAAACGCUGUUCAGAUGUACAUCUGUAGGUCUGCCUCCUCCAUGGGGACUGUACUAUGAAUGCUUUGCCAGAUUUACCUUUUUUACAUAAAGUUCUUAAUACAAUGAUCUGUGACCUGUCUUUUGUUUAAUCUACAAACUGGAUUAAAGCCGCACUGUCA